Messenger RNA from Colletotrichum orchidophilum, 2616 nucleotides. Its product is annotated as guanylate kinase. The record is from RefSeq and is a predicted model, not a curated record. NCBI's taxonomy places the organism in Eukaryota, Fungi, Ascomycota, Sordariomycetes, Glomerellales, Glomerellaceae. Bases 1 to 2616 code for a protein of 871 amino acids. Gene Ontology annotation, biological process: regulation of DNA-templated transcription elongation; mRNA export from nucleus. The transcript has 5 exons. Gene Ontology annotation, cellular component: THO complex part of transcription export complex.
AUGCCGGCCGCCGUCACGCCUCAGCGCCAUGAGGUGCCCGGGGUCGUCGCUUUUGCUAGAUUGCUGGACGAGCUCCUAGCUCGCUCUAUGGGUGUGAAAUCUACACCGACUAUUGAACCCGCAUUGCAAAAGGCAGACUUUGGCGACCUGCAAGACCAGCUUGCUCGUGUGCUUGCGACUCCAGGGACCUCAGAGGAGAACGGGACUGGCAUUGCGAUACAGAACAAGGCCCAGCAGUUUGCCAUCAUCGAGACUGCCGUACGAGACAUGUUCAGCAAUUUGAUUGCCACCACGCCCAUCGAAUCCCCGGAUUUCGUCAAGGUCUGGAACCUGUUCGACCUCCUAACCGUGCUCUCCGAUGACGAAAAAUGCGAUCCGGCCCUGCUAUUCUGGCUAGUCGAAGAACUCCUGGACAGCCAGACGAUCGCCGGAUGCCGCAAGAUCUUUGACUUCCUUGAGUCGCGGCGCGAGAGGAUCACCGUCAAACAUUUUAAGCAAAAGCAAUUGGUGAUCCUUCGCAGCUGUAACGAACUCCUUCGACGUCUCUCUCGGGCUGAGGAUACUGCUUUCUGUGGUCGUGUCUUCAUCUUCAUGUUCCAGAGCUUUCCCUUAGGCGACAAAAGCUCCGUGAACUUGCGAGGAGAAUACCACACCGAGAACGUCACUGUUUUUGACGAUUUGAAUGCCAAGGCCGAGGAAAUCCCCGAGCAGAUGGACGUGGACAGCCAGACGGGGGUGAAAGGAACAGAAGUAAAACCUCAGCCAAAGGCUGUUUCGUUUGACGCGAAGAAGCCAGUACAAACUGAUCAGCCGCUCGAACCCGAUGCACUGUACCCCCUGUUCUGGUCCCUACAGGAGACUUUCAGCCAGCCCAAAAGGCUAUUCGAUCCAGCCCACUUGGUGGAGUUCAGACGCGGUUUAGAAGCAACGAUGACAUCUUUCCGAGCGAUUCAAACCGAGCAGGGUCAGCGACCACCUAAAGCGGUAGAUGAGGCCCAACGAGGUUUCAAACGGAAACGAGCAGAUGUGGAAGAGAGCGACUUGGCAAACUCAUACAACCCCAAAUAUCUCACUAGCAGAGAUCUGUUCGAACUAGAGAUGAGCGACAUCUCUUUCCGCAGACAUAUCCUGGUUCAGGCAUUGAUCAUAAUGGAUUUCCUUCUCUCGCUUUCCCCCAAAACAAAGGAGAAACUAGCCGGCAACGCCCAGAACAAGUCGGUGCUCUAUCUGGGCCAGGUCCUCAGCGAAGAAGACACGAAGUGGGCAACAGAGAUGAAGAAGACCAUUGUCGACAAAUACCUCAAGCAUGGCGUCGACGGUCCUUAUUUCAGUCGAAUGGUCGAAACGGUCCUUGCCAGGGAUAAAAACUGGAUCCGCUGGAAAUCGGAGAACUGCCCGUCAAUAGAGUUGCCAGCAGUGUCUCCAGAAAUAUUUGACGACGCCAAGAAGGCAGCCCAGCGUACGACGACGAAAAAACGACUGAGGUCCACGCCAAUGGGCUCUUUGUCCCUCGGAUUCUUGGAUGACGGCGAUGACGAGCGUGCGAUGAAGAAGCUCAAGGCUACGGAAAGAUACAGACUACCAGAGCUUGAGAGCUUCAAGCGAAAAAUUGCCGAUGACGACUUUGAGAUCGAUAUGCCGACAAAUAAUCAGACCAAAGCGGCUGCUAUUGAAAGCAAAGCAAGUAAGAGUUGGCGCGCUCUCCGGAUAGCAGGCAAAUCGAGGCUGGCUUUAUUCGACAAGAUUGACGACCCGGAGAAGAUUGACGCCGUGUUUGAGGAACCGGUCGAUGUAGACGAGAGUGAGGCUGCUGAGGAAACUGUAAACGCUGAAAACAUUCCCGCAGAUAAGCGGCCAAUCAUACUCUCAGGACCACCCGGUGCAGGGAAAACGACGCUUUUUCAACUCCUCGCGAGUCGGCGUCCUGGAGCUUUUACACAUGUGCCCCGGCACACUACGAGAAAGCCACAAGAAGGCGAGGUUGAGGGCAGAGACUUCCACUUCGUUGAGAAACAGGCAUUUAACGUGUUGAGGGACGGCGAUGCGUUAUUGGAGUUUACCACGAUAGAUGAUGUGGACUAUGGCACGAGUCGGAAGGCUGUGGAAGCAGUCAUCGAAGGGGGCAAGGUUCCAGUCGCCUACAUGGACAGCGAAGCUAUCCAGCAAACUCGCGACCUUAGCUACUCGGCACGGACAAUUCUCAUACUGCCACCAAGUAAAGAAGUUUUGGAAAAACGCUUGCAAAAGGCGGAGAAUGGCGAUUUAGCUGCGGACGCCCUCAGCAAAGCUGCUCCUUACUGGGAAGAAGAUUUGAAGCUAAGGGACGGUUUUGAUUUGGUUCUUACCAACGAGGAGCUCGAUGCUGCUUUCAAGAUGCUGGAGGACCACAUCUAUGGCAAAGCUGAAGAGGCGAAGCUCACCAAUGGCAAGGCAGAGGUCGAGGCGGCAGAUGAAGCGGAUACGGCCAUGGCCGAUGCACCGCCAGAGGCACCGCAGGAACCACAGGAAACUCAAGAAGUCAAGGAAGCCGAGGAGACUGAGAAAUCCGCAGAAGCCCAGGAGACAGACGACACAGUCGACGACGGGAGGGCUGACGAGGCAAAGGAGACGUCUUAG